Pyricularia oryzae 70-15 is the source of this 1269-nucleotide messenger RNA. Its product is annotated as glutathione S-transferase I. The transcript has 3 exons. The record is from RefSeq and is a predicted model, not a curated record. Bases 302 to 1159 code for a protein of 285 amino acids. NCBI's taxonomy places the organism in Eukaryota, Fungi, Ascomycota, Sordariomycetes, Magnaporthales, Pyriculariaceae.
UAAGCAAUCUUAACCUCGACGGUGUUAAUGCUUCCCUUUAUCGGGGCUUAAUCACCCCGGGAUGGAAAUAAGAAUCUGCGAGAUUAAUCCGCUCGAGUCUGCAGAUGAUACGCUGACAUCAUAAUAAAUACCUAGGGAGGCUCCUCGGCUACCGACCUUCAAUCUUGCCGCUCAUAAAAACCCUGGGCGUAAUCCGGAGUGGGAGUCAGACACCUCAAGGGCAACAGCUUUGCCCACAAUUCUCAAACCUAGCAGGCAACUUCUCAGAACAUAAGUCGUAUCUGAUCAGACAGUCGCAAAGAUGUCAAAGUCUCAAAACCUUCUCAGGACAGAACCCGUACCUGACCAGACAGUACCAACCAUGGAACCGUCUCAAAACGGCCCAAUUAUCAAGCUCCAUUGGCUCAAUGGGUCGCGCGCACAAAGCAUCCUCUGGCUGCUCGAGGAGCUCGAGGUCCCGUAUGAGCUGGAGAUUUACCAUCGGGGCCCGGACAUGCUGGCACCCCCCGAGCUGACCAAAAUUCAUCCUCUGGGCAAGUCUCCGGUCAUCACCAUUGAGACGCCUGGCUCCGGCAAAGCCCCUAUCGUGCUUGCCGAGACGGGAUUCAUCACGCAGUACAUGACUGAGCAUUUUGGCAACGACAAGACGCUCGUCCCUAAGCGCUGGAAGGAGGGCUCAGAGGGCCUAAUUGGUGGUGAGACCGAGGAGUAUAUGAGGUGUCAGCAUUUGCUUCACUACGUCGAGGGUAGCUUUAUGCCCUACAUGUUGAUGAAUCUCGUUCUGAAUGGCAUCAGAGGCCCACGCGUGCCCUUCCUGGUGCGACCCAUCACAAACGCAGUUGCUAACAAGGUUACCGACUUCUUGAUCCUGCCGAACAUGAAGAAACACUUUGCCUUUCUGGAAAAGCAACUCGAGACUUCAGGCGGCGAUUAUCUCUGCGGUCCAAACCUCACCGCCGGCGACGUAGCCCUGUCCUUUGUCAUCCUGGUGAACAAGCCGGCGUAUCCCAAGCUUGGCAACUGGAAGCCCGAGCAGGAGUACCCCCGGGUCUGGGCGUACAUGUCGCGCUUGGAGACAUCACCAGGUUGGCUGAGGAGUAUCGAGAAGAUCAAGAGCAUCGAGGGCUCAUUUGCGCUCUAUCGCGGCGCAAAAGAGUAAUGUAAAACUCGAGGGAUGGGUGACUGGGUCAGGAUAUUAAUAUACAUGUGCUGUUAUGAGUAUAUAAAUCUCACCUUCUUUAAUGAAACUGUACUCCUUUUCUUCUCCCC